Molecule: messenger RNA, 3745 nt
Organism: Jaculus jaculus (lesser Egyptian jerboa)
Lineage: Eukaryota; Metazoa; Chordata; Mammalia; Rodentia; Dipodidae
Gene: Vps37a
Product: VPS37A subunit of ESCRT-I
Exons: 12
Coding region: 269-1456 (395 amino acids)
Biological process (GO): ubiquitin-dependent protein catabolic process via the multivesicular body sorting pathway; protein targeting to vacuole; protein targeting to membrane
Cellular component (GO): ESCRT I complex
Source: RefSeq, a predicted model, not a curated record
GGUGGUGGAGCGCUAGGUGGCUCGGCGGCUGUCUGGUUGGCUGAGACCGUAUGUGCUGCGAGGGUCGGGUCAUCUGUCCCGCCGCGGAGUUAGCGUGUCCUGCAGUUGGAACAUGGUUCUCGAAAUCCGGGCCCCGCGAGCGCGGCGGGCGUGCUGAGGACGCCGGCCCAGUCCGCUGCUCGUUCUCUCCGGGGGCGGCCGGGCUUGGACAGCUGGGAGAAGCAGGCCAGAGCCUUGGGAGGGCCUCGGGCCCGGGGAGCCGGGGAGGAUGAGCUGGCUCUUCCCCCUGACCAAGAGCGCGACCUCUUCGGCAGCUGGGUCCCCCUGCCUCACCAGCCUUCAGCAGCAGAAGCAGCGCCUGAUCGAGUCCCUGCGGAACUCCCACUCCAGUAUAGCUGAAAUACAAAAAGAUGUGGAAUACAGGCUGCCAUUCACAGUAAACAACCUUACAAUUAACAUUAAUAUAUUACUUCCUCCACAAUUUCCUCAGGAAAAACCAGUGAUCAGUGUUUAUCCACCUAUAAGACAUCACUUAAUGGAUAAGCAAGGAAUAUAUGUUACCUCUCCAUUAGUAAACAAUUUUACAAUGCACUCAGAUCUUGGAAAAAUUGUUCAGAGUCUUUUGGAUGAGUUCUGGAAAAAUCCUCCAGUUUUAGCUCCGACUUCAACUGCAUUUCCAUACCUGUAUAGUAACCCAGGUGGAAUGCCUCCUUAUGCUUCUCAGGGUUUUUCAUUUCUUCCUUCAUACCCUCCACAAGAAACUAACAGAAAUAUCACUCCUUUGUCUGUUGACACUGUUCCAUCUUCAACCACAAGUUAUACCACAGCCAAGCCUGCAGCUCCUAUAUUUGGUAUCCUUUCAAGUCUGCCACUGCCUGUUCCUGUAACAGAAACCUCAGCUUUGAUUAGCCAUAAUGGUUUGGGUUACAAGAUGCCGGAUAUCCCUGAUGCAUUUCCAGAACUCUCAGAACUAAGCAUGUCACAACUUACAGAUAUGAAUGAACAAGAGGAGGUGUUACUAGAACAGUUUAUGACUUUGCCUCAACUAAAACAAAUUAUUACUGACAAGGAUGACUUGAUAAAAAGUAUUGAAGAAUUAGCAAGAAAAAAUCUCCUUUUGGAGCCCAGUUUAGAAGCCAAAAGGCAAACUGUUUUAGAUAAGUAUGAAUUACUUACACAAAUGAAAUCAACCUUUGAAAAGAAGAUGCAAAGGCAACAUGAACUGAGCGAGAGUUGUAGUGCCAGCGCCUUGCAAGCAAGAUUGAAAGUUGCUGCACAUGAAGCGGAAGAAGAAUCUGAUCAUAUUGCUGAGGAGUUUCUAGAGGGAAAAACUGAAAUAGAUGAUUUUCUCAGUAGCUUCAUGGAAAAGAGAACAAUUUGCCACUGUAGAAGAGCCAAAGAAGAGAAACUCCAACAGGUGAUAGCGAUGCACAGCCAAUUUCAUGCUCCACUAUAGAUUUUCCUGAAAACAUGAAAUAUCAAGAGACAUGGAACACAAAACUAAGCACAUUGUUUUAUAUCUAUGAUUUGAAAAUUAGCAUUUGUAACAUGGGCUGAAUUCAGAUACACAAUAUGGAUUGUAUAUAAAACUUGAGACUGAUUUUGUAUAGAAUAGAAUGAUUACUAUAUUUGCUUUGGGAAAUUUUUCUGCUCUGUUUGCACUAAAAUAUUUAUUAUUGAUAGAUCUUAUAUUUAAGUUUCACUGCUAUUCCUCUUAUUGAUUAAAUGCCUAUGUAUGGAAUUUUAGCUAAUUCAUACUAUUUUAUAAAACUACUUAAUUUUAUAGUUUUAAUUUGAAGCUGCCUCAUUUCUUUAUUAAGAAUGGUUGUUAUUUAGAUUUUUUGUCAGCUUUUUUCCAGCUGUAAGAAUCCCUGUUUUUUUUUUUCCUUUAUAGAUGAAAACUUUUUUAAAAAAAUGAAAGCAAUUCAUUUUAAAUUUCCAGUGUCAGAAAACACUAAACCUGCCCCUGCCAUCUCAAGAUGGCAGAUCAGUAAGUCAGAAGAAUAAAGCAACUGCUUUUAUUUUUAAAGAUGCAUUUAAGAAGCAAUACAGGUUUAUAGUUAUAGUUUGUUUUUUUUCCUCUGGGGUAGAGUCUAAGUAGUCUAGGCUGGCCUCAAACUUAUCAUUCCUUCUCAGUAUUGGGAUUAUAGGCAUGUCCCACUAAACCCAGCUGGCAAACAUAUUUUACUUAACUUAAAAACUGUUACUUAUCUAAAACAGUCCAGUAGGUACUUUGAAGCUAACUUUUAAAAGUAAGUACCUGACAGGUUUGUGGUUAGAGGAGGAUUUUUUUUUAAUAUUUUAAGUUAUAAAAACAGUGUUUUGUUAAUAAAUAGAUCUAGAAACAAGUCAGUUUUCUGACAUUUACUGUGGCUUAUCUUUUCCUAAGAGAAAAGCUGUAUAAAUAAAAUUAAUAUUUACUGUUUAGGCAAUCCUAAUUUUUAAUGAAUUAGUUGAAAUUUCUAUUUUCUACUUGUGUUCAGCAAUUUGUUUCUGUACUUUGUCACACAAUAAACCCAUUAAAGUGCAUAAAGGAGAAAAUCUUGAACUACAUAUCUGAGACUUGGUAAGGUAGUAUCUAAACCACAGAAUAACCUAAUGCAUAUUUCUAUUUAAAUUUUAUUCCACUGUGAUUGUCAUUCUAACACCAGCAUAUAUUACAAUUUUUCUUGUCUUCAUUCUUUAUUAUACAUGUUUUUGAUAAUGGGAAUUUUAGGAAAAACAAAAUUGUUUUCCUAGAAUGGAAAAUAGGUAAGGCUUAGUCUGUUUACAAAAGGCAAAUAUUCACAAAGACUAUAAAAUGAGAGUGGUUGUUAUAUACCAUUAUUAACUGCCUCUUUUUAUGGCAUUAUGCUAAGGGAAUAGUACUUUUUCUUCAAAAUGAUGAGAUGAAGGUAAAAUUAGUAUUCCUGGUAUGUAGGAGAGAAAACGGAGAUAACAUUCAUGACAGAUGGGGACCUUCAGAAACCUCUCCUUACUGUAAUAGUGUCAUAGUUUAAGGUCCCAGUCUUCACUGCAGUUGGUGGAGAAUAAAAAGUUCCAACUAGACCCACAAUAAGAGACCAGCAAACCACAGCCAGUCUAGAAGGAUUUUGACUCACUUAUUUUAUUAUAACGACUAAAAAGAAAGGCAUUUGUAGAAAUGCUAGUAAUAGCUAACUUUUGAAUGUUUUAGUUAGGUGCUACCUAUCUUCACUUCUACACCAAAAUAAAUAAAUCACUUGCUUACACAGCACUAUAAUACAAACAGGGAUCCAUUUUUUUUUCUUUUAAAUUUGGAUUAUCCUAAUUUCAUUCUAUACUUGUUAAGGCAGCCUAGUAGAGAGCAUAUCUUUACAACCCAAGUGUUACAGGAGUUUGACUACAAUUGUCUGCAUUUAACAAGUUGACAAAAUAGUUUAGGUGUAGAUUAUUGUAUGUCAUUUAGGAUGAAAGGAAACUGGAUUUGAGUAUGCCUGCAUGAACUCAGGUUCAAUAACUGCAAGAGAAAUCAAGUGAUACUUUUCAUUUUAUGGCCAUAUUUCUUCCUUGUACCAAAAAAUAUAUAUACAUAUGGUGCUGGAUGUGGUGGUGCAUGCCUUUAGUCACAGCAUUAAAGAGGCUAAGAAGGAAGGAGGAUUGCUGUGAAUGCAAGGCCAGGUUGGGCUAUAGUGAAACCCUGCCUCGGAAAAAACAAAACAACAAAAACCAAAUGGCUAUAUGGGGCUAGGGACAUUGUUCAAUAAAUAAGCACUUGCUAUGUAAA